Triticum aestivum (bread wheat) is the source of this 1342-nucleotide messenger RNA. Its product is annotated as peroxidase 2. The transcript has 2 exons. Gene Ontology annotation, biological process: response to oxidative stress; hydrogen peroxide catabolic process. Gene Ontology annotation, molecular function: heme binding; peroxidase activity. Lineage: Eukaryota; Viridiplantae; Streptophyta; Magnoliopsida; Poales; Poaceae. Bases 42 to 1100 code for a protein of 352 amino acids. The record is from RefSeq and is a predicted model, not a curated record.
ACACGACCAUCUAUCCAGUUAGUGGCUAGUGCGUAAAGAAGAUGGCGACUAAGCUCGCAGCCCUCGUCGUCUUGGUCGCGUUCCUCGCCGGGCCCGCAGCGUGCGAGGGCGCCUUCAUUUGCUUCAACGGCUGGCUGAGGCUUCCCAUCAUCUGUCCUCGCGGCUCCGGCACUCCGCGGGAGCCGGUCCCUUCUACCUCGGGGUCAGGGCUCAGCUAUGGCUAUUACACCACCAGCUGCCCUAGCGCGGAGACGAUCGUCACGGAGGCCGUGAGGAAGGCCGUGGUCGUGGAUAAGAACCCCGGCAUUGGCGCGGGGCUCAUCCGUCUCUUCUUCCACGACUGCUUCGUUCGGGGGUGCGAUGCGUCCGUCCUCCUCAACACGACCAACUCCAAGAACAGUGACACGGAGAGGGAAGGCCCUCCCAACAAAAACAGCCUGCGAGGGUUCGAGGUGAUCUACGAGGCCAAGACAGCGAUCGAGGCCGCCUGCAAGAAUACAGUCUCAUGCGCGGACAUCGUCGCCUUCGCCGCCCGCGACGCGUCCUACUUCCUCAGCGACGGCAGCAUCAAUAUCCCGAUGCCAGGCGGCCGCUACGACGGGCGCGAGUCCUUCGCCAGCGAGACCGACCAGCUGCCCGGGCCCUUCUCCAACGUCCCGCAGCUCCAGGCAAGCUUCGCGGCCAAGGGGCUCAACCCCGUCGAGAUGGUCACGCUCUCCGGCGCGCACACCAUCGGCCGCGCCCGUUGCAUGUUCUUCUCCAGCCGCUUCUCUGAGAUGAACCAGACAUAUGCCGCCAGCCUCAUGGCCGAGUGCGGCGACAACGGUAACACCAACGUGAACCAAGACUAUGUGACCUCCAACGUCCUGGACAAGCAGUACUACCAGAACGUGAUCGACAACAAAGUGUUGUUCACCUCGGACGCCGUGCUCAACUCGACGGAAGAAACGAGAACGGAGGUGAUGCAAAACGCUAACACGGCCGGGGCGUGGGAGAGGAAGUUCGAGAAAGCCAUGGAGAAAAUGGGAAAAAUCAAAAGCGACCAGCAAAGCGUGGAGAUCAGGAAGGUAUGUUGGAAAGUCAACAACAACUACAAAUAAGGUUGGCCAGUAGUAAUGCGUGGUGGCUGGCUGGCUCCAUGGCGGGAUCGCCUGAUGCACGAGAUGUAACUUCGUCUAGCUACUGUCAUUGUUGGUUUUUUUGUACUAAAACUCUCUCCCUGUGUGUGUGUGUGAGAGAGAGAGAGAGAGUGAGUGAGUGAGUGUGUGUGUGUGUGUGUGUGUGUGUGUGUGUGUGUGUGUGAAUAAAGAUAUAAGUAUCAAGUAAAUGUGUAUGUUUAGUA